Priceomyces carsonii is the source of this 1728-nucleotide messenger RNA. Its product is annotated as mRNA splicing protein. Gene Ontology annotation, biological process: mRNA splicing, via spliceosome. NCBI's taxonomy places the organism in Eukaryota, Fungi, Ascomycota, Pichiomycetes, Serinales, Debaryomycetaceae. The transcript has a single exon. Gene Ontology annotation, molecular function: ATP binding; RNA binding. Gene Ontology annotation, cellular component: catalytic step 2 spliceosome. Bases 1 to 1728 code for a protein of 575 amino acids. The record is from RefSeq and is a predicted model, not a curated record.
AUGUCUGAUAGACCAAAAGCUGUAGAAGACAUUAUAAAUGAAAGUACAAAUAUCCGAAGUAUAUCUAAGCCUACUUAUUUAUCGAAAAGAAAAAGGCAGAAGUUAGCUCUUUUGAAAGAAGAUGAUGCUAGGAAAAAAGUAUCAAGAAUAGAGCAAAUUAACUCUAAAGUUAAACGGGUGCCACCUGAUGAGAAAGAACCUUCCAGAGAAGAAAAAAGAGAAAAAACUAAUGGACGAGACAAGAGAAGCGCUAAAACUUUCAAUUUUGAGUGGGAUGAAAAUGACGACACUUCUGUUGAUUACCAGCCACUAGUAACGAUUCCUAAUUUGAACUCGAAUGUAGGGCUUCUUGAAAAGCAUUGGUCAGAAAAGCCAAUUCAUGAAAUGACGCCGAGAGAUUGGAGAAUAUUUAAGGAUGAUUAUAACAUAAUCUCGAAAGGUGGUGAUAUUCCUCAUGCUUUACGAUAUUGGGAAGAAGCAGAGAUUCCUCCAGAAUUGUUGGGGGUGGUUAUCAAACUUUAUAAUGAGCCAACCCCAAUUCAGAGAGCUACAAUACCUUUGGCGUUGCUGCAGAGGGAUACGGUUGGUGUAGCAGAAACUGGGUCAGGAAAAACUUUAGCAUAUCUUAUUCCCUUGUUGGCGUAUGUACUAAAUACAGAUUCUGAUUACCUUAAGUUUGAGCAUCACCAAAAUGACCAUAACAAACCUCUUGGUCUUAUAUUAGCACCUACUCGAGAGCUUGCGUUACAAGUUACGUCAGAAGCUCGUAAAUUUUGCGAAAAGUUCAAUUUGACUGUAGUUAGUAUUAUCGGUGGACAUCAGUUCGAAGAAACUAUUCAUUCGAUAAGGGAUGGAGUCCAUAUAAUAGUUGCAACACCAGGGCGCUUGAUAGAUUCCAUCGAACGUAGCAUUAUCAGCUUGGACAAAUGCUAUUUUUUUAUAAUGGAUGAGGCAGACAAGAUGAUUGACAUGGGGUUUGAAAAAUCAUUGCAAUCUAUAAUGAACUAUUUACCUGACGAUGACCAUUUGAAAACUACCAUUGAUCUGAAAUUAUUUCAUAUAAAAAAGAGAAUUACCUUAAUGUUCACAGCAACUAUAUCACCUCCUAUCGAACGGCUAACUCAAAAAUACCUCAAGAAUCCGGGAUAUUUGUUUAUCGGAAGCGCUGGAGAAGCUGUGGAUAAAAUAGACCAGCAGUUUGAAUAUAUAGCGAAGAAAAACAAUGAGAAGAAUGAGCUCGAUUCAGAUCGAUUCACAAGAAUACUUUUUCACUUGAAAAAGCAUAAGAAAAAUGAUAAAGAUUAUUCUAUCAUUAUAUUUGCGAACUAUAAAGCUACUUGCGAGCAAUUGGCAUACGAACUUUCCAAAGAAGGAUUUAAAAAUACGGUGAUUCACGGUUCCAAAUCACAGGAGGCCCGAGAAAAAGCUUUAACGGAAUUUCGUACUCAUCAAGCAAGAAUUUUGAUAGCUACGGACGUUGCUGCUAGAGGAAUUGAUGUUCCAAAUGUAUCUUUGGUAAUUAACUUCCAAAUGCCAAAAAAAUUUGAUGAAUAUAUCCACAGAAUUGGAAGAACUGGAAGAGCAGGCAGAGAGGGAACGAGUCUCACCUUGAUAGAUGAGUCUGAUUCCGAUAUUUUUCUAGACUUGAAAAGAUUUUUAUCAAGGAGUGGUAAGAAGUGCCCCAAAUGGCUCUUACAACUUUCACAAGAAAGACACGUAAGGGAUUAA